UUAAGGUACCGAAUUACACUUUACCCAAUAUGUCUGCGCCCAUGAUGAAGUUUUGCAUUUUUCUAAGAAACUGCCGAUUUCGCUCAUAAUUACUAUGCCAUGAACUAUUUUAAUGAUACAUUAAUCCAGGAUGAGGUUUAUAACUAUUUUGCAAGGAAUACCCCCGAGAAUAUCAUUGUCGCAGCGACGGUAUAUCUUCAAUGGAAAGAAGUCGGGGUCAAACUCGAAGAAAAGCAAAAAAUAUAGUAGCACAUUAAACUUGCCGCAGACAAGCUUUGCUAUUUCGAUGAGAGAGUCUUCGAUUCGAGAGAAAGAUAUUCAAAAAAUAUGUGGGUUUAAGGACCUGUAUCAUUGGCAAAGGGAGAAUAAUACAGGAAAAGAAUUCAUACUACAUGAUGGUCCUCCUUAUGCAAAUGGCAAGACACAUGUUGGCCAUGCUAUUAAUAAGAUUUUGAAAGAUAUUGUAUGCCGUUACCAUAUGUUGAGAGGGAGCUGUGUACACUAUGUACCAGGCUGGGAUUGUCAUGGACUUCCUAUAGAAUUGAAAGCAUUAAAGAAUAAAAGCCAACAGAAUCUGUCACCUCUUCAGAUAAGAGACAUUGCAAAGCAGUUUGCCGAUGGGGCUGUUCAGACACAGAUGUAUAGUUUUAAACAAUGGGGUGUGAUAGGGGACUGGGAUAAUCCUUAUUUUACAUAUAAUCCUCAAUAUGAGGUGGAACAGUUAGAAGUAUUUCUUCAGAUGUAUGAAAAGGGUUAUAUCUACCAAGAUCUGAUGCCAGUGUUUUGGUCUCCUUCAUCAAGGACAGCUUUAGCGGAGUCAGAAUUAGAGUACAAGGCUGACCAUGUUAGCACAUCUAUAUAUGUAAAAUUCCCCAUUACAGAUACAUCUAGUCAAAUAAAGAAUUUAAUAGAAAAUUCUCACCAAUUUCAUGCUGUAAUAUGGACAACAACUCCAUGGACAAUUCCUGCAAAUCAAGCAGUUUGUUAUGGUGAAGAUAUCAGCUAUGUAUUGAUGGAAGAUGAAUCCUCGAGAGAUGUUUUUAUAUGUGAGGAGAGUUUUACUGAAAAACUGACAAACAUUGUUGGAAAACCACUAAUAUGUAUUGGCACCAUUUCAGGUGCAGCCCUUCAAGGUGUUAUAUACAGACAUCCAUUGACCAAUGAAAGUCUCCCAUUUCUUCCUGGCAGUCAUGUGACUUCUAAUAAAGGCACAGGAUUGGUCCAUACUGCCCCAGCACAUGGUCAUGAUGAUUUCCAUCUUGCAAAAAGUCUUGGAAUACAAAUAAAAAGUGCACUAGAUGAUAACUGUUGUUAUACUGAGGAGGCUGGACCCCUGUUACAAGGGAAGACUGUUGGUAAAAAUGCUGGAGAAGCAGUGAUAGAUUUACUUGGUGCAAGUCUGAUACAUAAGGAAGAUUUUGUCCAUAGUUACCCAUAUGACUGGAGAACUAAAAAACCGGUGAUCAUACGUGCCAGUAGACAAUGGUUUAUAGACACGCAAGCUUUAAAACCAAGGGCCCUGGAAUGUUUGAAUGAUGUCACAGUGUAUCCUAGCAACCUAAAACAUCUCAUGGAAAAGCAGUUAGACUCGAGAACAUACUGGUGUAUCUCUAGACAGAGGGUGUGGGGACUUCCUAUACCUGUCUUCUACCAUAAACAUACACUCAAACCAUUAAUAAACAGAGUUAUAGUAGAGCAUAUAAAGGAGCUGGUAGGUAAACAUGGGUCAGACUGCUGGUGGUCUAUGUCAAACAAGGAACUUCUUCCUGAUGAAUUACUCAAACAGAAUGGACUGGGUGCAAGUGAUGACUAUACAAAAGGAGAAGAUAUAUUAGAUAUCUGGUUUGAUAGUGGGGCAUCCUGGGCAGCAGUGCUAGGUGACAAACAAGCAGACGUGUAUAUGGAAGGAACCGAUCAGUUCCGGGGCUGGUUUCAGUCAUCUCUUCUUACAUCAGUGGCAGUAAAAGACAGAGCGCCUUACAAAAGUUUAGUUGUACAUGGGUUUACAAUGGAUGAAGAUGGAAAAAAGAUGUCCAAGUCAAUAGGUAAUGUGGUAGAUCCAGAUGUAGUCAUUAAUGGUGGAAAGAAUAAAGAGAAGGAGCCAGCCUAUGGUGCUGAUGUUUUAAGGUGGUGGGCUGCUGUUGCCAAUUUACAAACACAUUCUACCAUAGGAAAAUCAAAGCUGGAUCAGAUGUUAGGAGAAAUAUAUGAGUUGAGAAAGUCAUUAAGAUUUCUGUUGGGUAACAUUAGUACUGGGAGUUCACCAGAACCUGUUGACUAUAACUUACUGUGGCCUCAAGAUAAAUAUAUGCUCUACCAACUCUAUAAACUAGGAACUCAGGUUGUGAAAUUUUAUGAAAAUUACGAGUAUGUAAAGCUGCUACAUGCUGUGGAUAUAUUCUGUAAAGAGGAAGUGUCCAAAUUCUAUUCUGUGAUUGUCAAAGACAGGUGUUAUUGUGGAGAGAAGGAAAGUUUACCUCGUCAAGCUAGUUUGACCACUCAGUACUAUAUAUUAGAUGUUCUGACAAGGUCACUGGCACCAAUCUUACCACAUAUAACUGAAGAUCUCUAUUACCAUUACCCACCUAGUAGGCGGAAAAAAGAUGUGGAUAGUUUAUUCAAAACUGGUUGGUAUAGUCUUCCUGAAGAGUGGAAUAACUUAGAUAUUGUACAUACGUUUGAGCCAGUAAUGGAUAUCAGAGAUCAUCUACAAGAUGUCAUCCAAUCAGAGCCUUCCAUUGAAUUUGAUGUCCUCAUUUAUACAAGUAGCUUACUAUAUAACAAAUUAAAGGAGUUACAGAAGGAUCAUACAUCCAGUGAGUCAGCUCUGUGUGAGAUAUUUCAAACAGCUAGUACAACAUUGACCGACGAGGCCCUUACUGUCAUACCUGAUGAUGUGCAGGCAGUUAAUGGCAUUUGUAACGUUCAUAUGAAAGAUGGAUUCAAACAUCCAGAGAAAUAUGUGAUUAUUUUAAAAGAUACAGAUUGUUUCCUCUGUGAACGUUGUAGAAGAUUUACUGCCGAGUCAGCAGAUUCACCAUGUCAUCGAUGUAUGGAUGUUCUAGCUACAGGAUGGGAAAACUAAAACAUUUUAAAAUAAAACCCUUAGAUUUUAUCUUUUAACAAACUUUACAGCCAUGAUACUGGUGGCUUUUAUUCAAUUUAGAGUAAUAUGAAUAUAGCUAGAACUAAAAACAAGUGGUAGAUUUUUCUAAUUUGCAAAAGACACAAAAAACAAGUUUCAUGUAAAGUUCAUCUUUUUAAAAAUGAUAAUGGUUAUGGGAAAAGAAAGCAGCCUGAUCACUGCCUUUUUGACAAUUAGAACUAUAAUUUAAUGUACAUGUUGUAUGAAUGGUGCUUGUGGUGUUAAUUAACAUGUGUUGUUUUAAUUCAUUGUUUGCAAAAGUUAAUGAACGGUAUCUAGGGCUCUGUAAAUUUAAUUUUUCAAUUGUUACUGAUGAUCUGUUAAGAUGUUUAUGAUAAUCGUAAAGUAGUAAUACUUUAUUAAAUGUAUAUUAAUCUUAGCCUGGGUAUUUUCACCUAAGCUUUAGUCAUUUGGGGAUGUUACAAGUACUGAAUUUUCAGUACAAGGUAACAAACAAGUUCUUGGAAAAGUGCCAAGUUAGUACUGUAAUUCAUCCUGGCACUUCACAUUAUUUCUAAGGACUUUAUAUUGGUACUCAAGAGUACUUCAAUAACUUAAAUAAAGAAAAAUAUAUUUUACAGGAUUUAUCAGACAUGUCUUAUGUUAUAACAAAAACAAGAAAGAAAUAUAUUUAAUUUUUAAACCUUGAUUGUCAUUUAGUGUGUAUUACACAAUUUUAAAGCAGUUAAAGUUGAAAAAAAAAUCUUUUACUGAAUGUUAGGAAAAUAGAGAUACAAAAAUGAUUAAGAUGGCAGACUAGAUUUUACUUAACGCAUUUUAAACUUUUACCUCACAUAAUCUUAUAGUAAAUUUAACCAACAGUAUGAAGCCUGGUCAGACUGUAACAAUGUAGAGAGGCUGACCUGGCUCUAUACUGCUGGCAUAUAUCCAGCAUUAUUGCUUCUAAAGUCUGGUGUGUUAAAAAAAACAAAAUGGCUGCCAUUAGGAAAUAUAAUUUUAGACAGGAUAUUUUGUAUAAAUAUAUGGCAGUGUUUAUCAUGUAAGAUGAUUGAAUAUACUGUUAUACUUCAUGGUCAGUGAAGAUCAAGUUAAGUGCUUGCUGUUUUUGUAUUUGUUCUAUAUAAGUUCUAAGUUGGUAUUUAUUAAAAAAUCUUUUUAUUUAUGAAAAAUAAAAGUGUAAACAAAGAA
Molecule: messenger RNA, 4294 nt
Organism: Ruditapes philippinarum (Manila clam)
Lineage: Eukaryota; Metazoa; Mollusca; Bivalvia; Venerida; Veneridae
Product: isoleucine--tRNA ligase, mitochondrial-like
Exons: 23
Coding region: 131-3085 (984 amino acids)
Biological process (GO): isoleucyl-tRNA aminoacylation
Cellular component (GO): cytosol
Molecular function (GO): ATP binding; aminoacyl-tRNA deacylase activity; isoleucine-tRNA ligase activity
Source: RefSeq, a predicted model, not a curated record